AUGCGUUUUUCUGCCAUUGCCGCCGCGGCCUUGGCCCUCGCUCCCGAGGCAGUCUCAGCUGCCGGCACGCUGGGCUUCUCGCUCGGCACCAAAAAGACAGACGGCUCGUGCAAGGCACAAUCCGACUACGAGGCCGACUACGAGGCCAUCUUCAAGGCCUCUGGCAGCAAGCUCGUCCGCGGAUACUCUGCGUCCGACUGUAAUGCCGCACAGUACAUGCUGCCGGCCGCCAAAGCCAAGGGUUUCAAGGUCGUCCUAGGCGUGUGGCCCGACGUCGAAGAGUCUCUCAACGCCGACAAGGCGGCGCUGUCGCAAUAUGCAACCGACGAAUACAAGGAUCAGCUCUAUGCCGUAACCGUCGGCUCUGAGACGCUUUACCGCGGUAACUUCACGGGCGAUGAGCUUCUGGACAAGAUCAACGACGUGCGGACCGUCCUGCCCAAGGGCGUCAAGGUCGGCACUGCAGACAGCUGGAACAAGUGGGCCGACGGCACUGGUGACGCUGUCAUCCAGGGCGGCGUCGACCUCAUUCUCUGCAAUGCCUUUGCCUACUGGCAAGCCCAGCCUAUUGACAACUCCACCUCCACUUACUUCGACGACAUGUCUCGCGCCAUCGAGCACAUCCAGAGUGUAGCCGGCGGCAACAGCAAUGGCCCCGAAAUCUGGAACGGCGAGACGGGCUGGCCCGGCGAUGGUGGCUCGGACUACGGCCCGGCCAAAGCUGGCACCGACAAUGCCAAGACGUACUACCAGGAAGCCGUGUGCGGCAUUCUGAAGUGGGGCGUCAACGCCUUCUACUUCGAAGCAUUUGACGAGACCUGGAAGCCCGACUCGGUCGGUGACGAUGGCUCCGCGGCCGACGAGAAGCACUGGGGUGCCUUGACGGCAGACCGCAAGGCCAAGUUCAACUUGCGCUGCACCUAA
Messenger RNA from Aplosporella prunicola CBS 121167, 924 nucleotides. RefSeq names its product glycoside hydrolase family 17 protein. Gene Ontology annotation, cellular component: extracellular region; fungal-type cell wall; cell surface. Gene Ontology annotation, biological process: carbohydrate metabolic process; cell wall organization. Bases 1 to 924 code for a protein of 307 amino acids. Gene Ontology annotation, molecular function: glucan endo-1,3-beta-D-glucosidase activity; 1,3-beta-glucanosyltransferase activity. The record is from RefSeq and is a predicted model, not a curated record. NCBI's taxonomy places the organism in Eukaryota, Fungi, Ascomycota, Dothideomycetes, Botryosphaeriales, Aplosporellaceae. The transcript is spliced from 4 exons.